This is a messenger RNA of Clunio marinus, 288 nucleotides long. The record is from the annotation of a GenBank genome assembly. Lineage: Eukaryota; Metazoa; Arthropoda; Insecta; Diptera; Chironomidae.
AUGAUAAUAAAUUUUCAUCACGGCAAACAUGAGAGACACAACAAGCAGUUGGAAAAAAAUAAAGAAGAUAUUUCUGUUAUUUGUUACUGUUGUUUGCUUAACGACUCCAAUGGAAAGAAGCGAUAUGUCGACUCGAGUGACAAAGUAAUUUGCCAGAAGCAACAUUUUCAUAAUAAUUUUUCGUACUAUGAUCAACAUAAAAGGAGAGAAGGAAACAUGAUGAAGCAAAUUUUUGUAUUAAGAGAACAGUUGAGAUUGUAUGCUAAGCAUGACUUGGCAGAGCUUUAG